AGAGAGAGAGAGAGAGAGAGAGAGAGAGAGCUAGCGAGACGAGACGACAGUUCGCGGUGUGGCUACGCUCGAAGCACAUCGCAUGCAUGCUUGCUUGGCUAUAGUUAUUUGCUUUUCUUCUUUUGAUAUAAGACGGUACAUAAACCUAGUUAUAUUUAUUUGUUGCUCUUUUUGCAAAAGACAAUAGAAGUUUUACGUAUAGAUCAUUUUUAUAUUCGUGUUUUUACUUGUCGUGGCAACUGCGACAUAGUGUGGCUCUCUGUGGGAAAAAUAAAAAUGAAAGUCUACAAGCACUGUAGCGGCUAUCAAGAUCUACCGCACUGCUGCACAAUCACACCGAUCCCUUGCAAUUGGUCAUUAGUUCAGUGGUGUUGGUGCGCGCCUGUAUUCGCGAACGAAUAAAAUUCUGCAAGUAUUGCUGGGCUUGUUUUUUUCGGCUCUCGUUGCGCUAUGAGUAGGAGUAUAUAAUUAGGUAUUAGCUAGUCGAUAGCCUAUACAAUGUACUAAGUUAAUACAGACAUUCAAUAGAAGUUAAAAUAAAACUCAGUUGAUCAUUCAGUGAACUCACAGCUGGAUCCUAUUUUAUAUAGAAUACGGCAUUGCGUAACCAUUUGAAUUAAUGUGUGAAAAAUCAUAGCUACAAGGGAGCACUCGGGAGAGCCGAGUAUAAAAAUAAAAUUCAAGAACAAAACCCAGUGCAUCGAAAGUGUAAACAAUCAACGCUGAGAGAAAUUUGUAUUUCUUGACGUCCACGCACGGCUUAUAACAAACUUAAUGUGUGAACUGGAAGAAUAUGGUAUCACGAUUACGGGAUUCAUGAUCUCACGGCGAGCUUCAUUGUGUAAAGAUUUUAUUGUACUAAAAAUAAUAAUAUUAUUAUUAUACUUUAAAAUCUGGGAGAGUAAUAAAAGCGCAUGCAGUUGUUUAUCGAAAGUUUGUCUGGCGCCAGACGACGAAAGGCAGAUAGAAUUCGUUGGCUGCGCAUGAGGAUUUUUUAAGCAGCAACACCUGUCGUUGCGACUACAUACUUACAUCAUUGAAGAUGAUGCUCAAAAGUAGCUUUAAGAAUGACAUCAACAAGCAAAGGUCGCAACCAAAAAUCUGGUGCACAACUACCUCUAAAGCAGAAACCUUCUCCAGCAAUCAAUAUAAUCAGGAAAAAGACAAAGACACAGACAUCUCAUCAGCCGACAACUCCACAAACAGAUCCAGUGGUUCACUGUUAUGACAUGCCUAUACAUGACCAGCGCUCGUACUGAGGAGGAUCAGUCACUUACUUCUAAUGCACAUGAGCAGACGACUAUCAACACAAUACCAGAAAAGUGUUUUUAUCGAUUGCCUUCAGAAUGUCCUCCACCUGGUGCUAAUCCAUGUAGAAGAAUAACAUUGUCUAAUAUCAGCACUGAACAUGAUGCUAUUUUCUGCUGCAAUUUGAUAAGUCUUACUGAAUUCGAAUUCGCUCUGUCUCGUGCAAAUUUUCCAGAUAAUGUGUCUUAUAUUCACAUUCGAAAUGCCACACUGGAUUUUAUUAAUGUUACUGAAGUUCGGUGGAGAAUGUUAAAAUCAUUAGCUGUAACAGAUGGAAAAAUUCAUCGAAUAAGGGGCCAAUUUUUGAUGAUGACACCCAUUCUGUGUCUAAAUUUUUCAAAUAACGCUCUUUUGGAAAUGGAAAACAAUUCAUUAAGCAGACUUACUCAGCUAACGACUUUGGAUCUUUCCUACAAUAAUUUGACUCACUUACCUGCCUUAAACAUUAUGAAUGGUAGAGAAUUCUGGCUGGAUAUUUCUGGAUCGAACACUUUAUUAUGUCAUGAUAUUUAUCAAAAUAUAAAUAAAACAGGAGAAAAUCAAAUUAUUUUUAACAGAGAGAACGAAACCGUUUGUUCGUCAAGCAAAACUUGGCAUUGGUUUAAUGCUACUGCCCAAGUUCCUUUAAAACAAGUGCGUUACCUCAGUUCUCUACAAACUGAAUGCCCCAAGGGUAAAAAUUGGCAGUGUGCUUGCGAGUUUAGCAGGUUGGAACUUCUUAAAGAUAAAUUACCGACUUUUGCAGUUAGAGUUGAUUGCAGUAACAUUCAGUUGAUCCAACUUCCAGAAAAAUUACCUCGCAAUACAAUUGCUUUAAAUGUUUCCUACAAUAAUAUUACAGUUCUUGACGAAUUGAGCUCAAAUCCAAGCUACGAUGGUCUGAGAGAGUUUGUUGCUGAUUACAAUAAUAUAUCAUCUAUAAAUAAAUUAGAGGGCUCUAAAUUCUUGGACAGCUACGCUUUUCUUAGCCUAAGACAUAAUAAAAUAAAAUCGCUUCCCACAUAUAUUUUGGCAACCAAUGCUUAUGGUGAUAAAAGUUAUAGUAGCAGUAGGUAUGGUGUCAAAUUUGGAGGCAAUGAGUUGCAUUGUGACUGCAAUACUGCAAAGUUUUUGAAGGUUUGGCUGCAAACUAAAAUAAUAGAUUAUGACGAAGUAUUGUGCGAGAACGUUAAAGAAAAGGUCAUUGAUUUAGAACCAUCAAAGAUGUGUGUCUACCCUGGAGACUGGACUGAUUACAUUUAUUACAUAAUCGCUACUGAAGUUUUAUUAUUAAUAAGCCUCAUAGCAAAAGUGUCUUAUGACUAUUGGAUAUUCAAAACAGCUGGAUAUCUUCCGUGGCCAGCAAAUAAAAUGCCAAAGCUUCCUUGUGACUGGUUAUGUGAAACAUAAUCGUGUUUAUUUUCUAGUGUAAAAAAAACUUGUGCAGAAAUUAUUUUUAUUGCUUUCAAAGAUUUGUCAGUUUGACAUAAUAAUAACUGUAAAUAGUUUUUAUGCAAGAGUUUAAAUAAUUAAAUAAUUAUGAAUGCA
Messenger RNA from Nasonia vitripennis (jewel wasp), 2835 nucleotides. RefSeq names its product protein halfway (gene hfw). The transcript has 9 exons. The record is from RefSeq and is a predicted model, not a curated record. Gene Ontology annotation, cellular component: plasma membrane. The coding region runs from base 1225 to 2697 and encodes 490 amino acids. Lineage: Eukaryota; Metazoa; Arthropoda; Insecta; Hymenoptera; Pteromalidae. Gene Ontology annotation, molecular function: protein binding.